CCGAGAGAGAGUCAAGGAUCAAACAAUCAAUUCCAUCCCCAAUUCGCUCUCUCUAAACCCUAGAUUUGAAUCUCUGUCUCUCCAAAUUUCCGUGCAAACCCUAAAUAAGCGAUGGGGAACACGGAGAAACUGAUGAACCAGAUCAUGGAGCUCAAGUUCACUUCCAAGAGCCUCCAACGCCAAGCGAGAAAGUGCGAGAAAGAAGAGAAAUCCGAGAAACUCAAGGUCAAGAAAGCCAUAGAAAAGGGUAACAUGGACGGAGCUCGAAUCUACGCCGAGAAUUCCAUCCGUAAGCGCAGCGAGCAAAUGAAUUAUCUCCGAUUGGCUUCCCGGCUCGACGCCGUCGUGGCGAGGCUCGACACGCAGGCCAAGAUGACCACGAUCAGCAAGUCGAUGGGCUCGAUCGUGAAGUCGCUCGAGUCCACGCUCGCCACCGGGAAUCUGCAGAAGAUGUCGGAGACGAUGGAUCAGUUCGAGCGCCAGUUCGUGAACAUGGAGGUGCAGGCCGAGUUUAUGGAGAGCUCGAUGGCCGGAAGCACGUCGCUGUCGACCCCGGAGGGAGAGGUGAACAGUUUGAUGCAGCAGGUGGCGGAUGAUUAUGGGUUGGAGGUGUCGGUGGGGCUGCCUCAGCCGGCGGCACACGCCGUGUCGGUGCCGAGCUCGGAGAAAGUCGACGAGGACGACCUGACGAGGCGCUUGGCCGAGCUCAAGGCCCGUGGGUGAGAGAAUUGACUGGAUAGUCUUGAAUUAAUAUGUGUGGUAUAGUAUCUGGAAUUCUAUUUCAUAUUGAACGUACUACUAUGUAAAUUUGACGAAAAUUGUUGGCUUUAUGUUGACUUUGUGCACAAUAAAUCUACAUUUUGACGCUUUUAA
Messenger RNA from Cornus florida, 873 nucleotides. Its product is annotated as ESCRT-related protein CHMP1B-like. Bases 112 to 723 code for a protein of 203 amino acids. Gene Ontology annotation, biological process: endosome transport via multivesicular body sorting pathway; protein transport; late endosome to vacuole transport. Lineage: Eukaryota; Viridiplantae; Streptophyta; Magnoliopsida; Cornales; Cornaceae. The transcript has a single exon. The record is from RefSeq and is a predicted model, not a curated record. Gene Ontology annotation, cellular component: ESCRT III complex; multivesicular body.